CGCGAGGGUAACCCGCGCUCCUCGGAAUUUCCCUCAUAAUUGUGCUGUACUUUCCGCUGCUAAUUUGCAUCCUCAGCUGAGCAGAUCAGCCUCUGAGACCUAUAACCGCCGGACAUUCACGUACUUUGUUAUUUCCGCCAGACCAUUUUCAUUAGUGGCUUUGCGCUUUAUCCGUAAACUCCAGUGAGUUUCGUCUAUGCCCUAUGUUUAAGUUAUUGCAGAACUGUCGACGCCGUACAAUGAAGUGUUUCUUGUCCGCGUCGUUGAAGAAAUUCGCACUGUAUAUUUCGGCACUGAUAUACCUACAUUUCCCAGGAAAAUUUUCAGUCUGUGCUUCAGUUGAGGACCUGUUAGAGCAAGGUACGCGACUUCUAGCUGCUGGUCAGCUGGCUGAUGCGUUGUCAGUUUACGUCCAGGCCGUCGACGCUGAUCCACAUAAUCACCUGACGUAUUACAGACGUGGCACAGCACAUUUAGCGCUGGGAAACGUUCGCCUCGCUCUGCCUGACUUCGAUCAAUCUGUCAAACUGAAUGGAGGUUUCAUUCCGGCUAUUCGACAACGUGCAAUGCUUCAUCUCAAGAUGGGACAUUUACAUGAAGCGAAGUCGGACUUUGGAUUACUAGUUCCUUCGGAUCCAGAGGCAUCAGAGAAGCUCACUCAGAUAACAAUGAUGGAGGAGCAACUGGUCGCCGCUCCACGCCUAUUUAGGGAAGGGCGAACACGUGAUGCAUUAAGGCUGUUGGACUCACUGGCAGAAGUAAUGAAUUUCAACCCGGAGGUUAGAGAAUUGCGUGCUCAGUGUUAUCUAAGGCUUGGAGACGUGCAAAAGGGCGUGCACGAAAUGCGAUAUGGUGUUCGUCUACUUAAUGACAACCGAGAAGGCUUGUUAAAAUUGGCACAGCUUAUGUAUGAUUCUGGUCUAGCGGUUCAAUCUGUGGAAGAACUCCGCGAAUGUCUUCGACUGGAUCAGGAUGAUAAGAAUUGCAUGCGUUUAUAUAAAGUCGUCAAGAAACUGGCCAAAGAUAUUACCCAAGCGCAGGAAUCAAUGGAAAACUCCCGCUAUAAAGAUUGCAUCAAGCAUGCGGACUCUAUACUGAAACUUGAGCCUUCUCAUCGGGAGUAUCAGAACCAAGCAAAGUUACUCUUAUGUCAGUGCCACUCCCGGUCCAAUAGUGCUGGUGGCGUAACUUACUGCGAAGAAGUCAUCAGCCAGUUUCCAGAAAACGUGGAUUUACUCUGUGACCUUGCCGACUCGUACAUCAAUGCUGAAAAGUAUGAUGAUGCUAUCCGAACAGCCCAAAAGGUAUUCGAUACAGACCGGCGUCAUCAGAGGGCUCGAGAGAUUCUUCAGAAAGCCCAGCGCUUGUUGAAAACUAGUCAACGCAAGGACUAUUACAAAAUACUGGGUGUUAGUCGUUCGGCAACUAAACAAGAAAUCGCCAGUGCCUACAGAAAAUUGGCUCGUAAAUGGCAUCCGGAUCGAUAUGAGGGUGAGGACAAGAAGAAGGCGGAACGCGAAUUCCUUCUCAUCUCUUCGGCCAAAGAGGUGUUAACAGAUGAUGAGAUGCGCAGUCGAUACGACAACGGCGAGGACCCGUUGGAUCCGCAACAACAACAGCAACACCAAGGUCCUUUCGGACCAUUUGGAGGUUUCUCGUUUGCCAACAUGCACCCGUUCGAUGGGGGACACUUUGAGUUCCGAUUCAUGUAGCACACAAACCGCCAACUAUUGGACAGAUGAUUCAGGAUGCUCUUCUCAUUCUUUCUGUCGCUCCGCCUGUCACUUUAGAGCCUCACUGCCUAUGUGUGUUUCACCCCCAUCCAAUCUCCUCGAUUCAGCACACAAAUGUGUUUUAUAUGGUUCGGUUGAUUACUUGACUGCUGUUAUGUUGCGCCUUUAAAAAGAACUGUUCCUUCCUCCAUUUUUUGUACAUACCAACGAGGUCGAUUGUUGGCUAGUAAGUUGCUUGUGCUGUUUUCUACUGAUUUCGAACCCUUCAACCCAAUUGUCUUGUAUCCCGAUACCCCCUCCCCUAAAGGGGCCACUCAACCCUCCUAUCUGUGUUGUCUGCCCUCUAAUAACAGAAGUCAGGCUGUUGUUUUUAACUGUUGCCGCUACCGCAUUGCUUUCUUGGUCAUCCGUCUUCCAGCUCGGUUUUUGGUCGGCAAACUUGCGCGAACUAUGGGCA
Molecule: messenger RNA, 2190 nt
Organism: Opisthorchis viverrini
Lineage: Eukaryota; Metazoa; Platyhelminthes; Trematoda; Opisthorchiida; Opisthorchiidae
Exons: 9
Coding region: 204-1712 (502 amino acids)
Biological process (GO): protein folding in endoplasmic reticulum
Cellular component (GO): endoplasmic reticulum
Molecular function (GO): misfolded protein binding; protein-folding chaperone binding
Source: RefSeq, a predicted model, not a curated record